AUGAAUAACCACAUAAACAUCUCAGUUUCUAUGACUCUAUUCUACCUGAUCUACAGAAGAAUGGUUUGGUGUCAUGAGGCUGAAAUGAAGGAGAUGAAUCCUCUUUCCCCCUCCAUCAUCUUCAGCUGGUUUAUCCCUUCAUCUACCGCGCGCAGAUGUCAUUAUGAAGGAACAAUCUUAAAGUCCUGUACAUAUCCAGAUGAAUAUGCCACACACAGCAGCGGUGGGCUGAUGAAACAGUCUUGCGGGUGUUUGAAAGUUCUCACAGCAGUGGUGAGUAAUUCUCAGCAGCCACUACAUGAGCCGGACACUUCCUUAUGGGACUCAUUGUUCUGGUGGAUUGAUGAUGAUGAUGAUGAUGAUGAAGGCAAAUCCAAGAGAGCGAGUCACAGGAGUUUUUCCAGGGGCCUCAGACACCGGGCCCUUCCGGACCUCAGGCUCCUGAAGAAAAGAGAGACAAAAUUCACUGAGCGCAGAAGAAGAGGACGACGAGAAGUAGAUGAGACAAAACAGAAAGAGAUGAAAGUCAAGAAGAAAGUCAAGGAAGUGAAAGAAGAGGAGAACAUAGAGAUGAAGAAACCAGCGAAAGAGAGCAAGCAAAAACCUAUGAAGAAAGAGAGAAUCAGUGACGCACAGAUAACGAGUGCAUAAAGAAAACAGGGAUUGCAUAUGUGCUUAAUUGUCUUGAAAAAAAAUCUUAAUGGUUCUAAAGGGAUCAUUUUCUUUAGCAAA
This is a messenger RNA of Sinocyclocheilus grahami, 732 nucleotides long. RefSeq lists its product as uncharacterized. The record is from RefSeq and is a predicted model, not a curated record. NCBI's taxonomy places the organism in Eukaryota, Metazoa, Chordata, Actinopteri, Cypriniformes, Cyprinidae. The transcript has 3 exons. The coding region runs from base 1 to 651 and encodes 216 amino acids.